Molecule: messenger RNA, 9216 nt
Organism: Microtus oregoni (creeping vole)
Lineage: Eukaryota; Metazoa; Chordata; Mammalia; Rodentia; Cricetidae
Gene: Tacc2
Product: transforming acidic coiled-coil containing protein 2
Exons: 24
Coding region: 182-8746 (2854 amino acids)
Biological process (GO): cerebral cortex development; mitotic spindle organization; cell population proliferation
Cellular component (GO): cytoplasm
Source: RefSeq, a predicted model, not a curated record
CUGAACUGGAUCCCAGGAGGGAGAAGCUGAGCUUCCUGGCUGCCUAGGAAGAGGGCUGGCUGGCUGGCUGGAGGACCAAGCUGGUGUGGGCAACUGGACUGACCAAGCUGCUGGAGACUACCCUGAUCUUCUCAUGUCGCUCUGACACCCUUCUGAGGGACGCUGGGCACCCCGAGUCACCAUGGGCAACGAGAACAGCACCUCGGACCACCAGGAGGACACUGGCUCCCACAACACCAUCCUGUGGCCUCCAAGCCCUGCCCCUCCACAGAGUACUUCACCAGUUCAGAGUUCAAGAUCAUUGCAACCACCUGGGAAGAGUCAGUCUCUACAGAAGAAGCAAGGGGACUCACCUGGACCUGGGGCUCGCAGCACUGGGCUAGGAGGCUCCUGCUCUGCUUCUGAGAGUGCAGCCAGCCUGGAUCCAUGUAGUGUGUCCCCAGAGGUGACCGAGCCAGGGAAGCACCCCCAGGAAUCCAGGGGGCCAGAAGGUUCUCCAGUGCCCAGCUCAUCACUGUCCUGGGAACAGGCGUAUCCCUCGGCCCCCAUGCCCUUCACGGAGUGUCCCCCAGAAGGUUGCUUGGCAAGCUCAGAAGCAGCACCUGAAGAUGGUACCCUUACCCAUCACCCUAGGAAGGAAGCUUCCUCUAGUAUCCAAGGGGACGCCUUAGCAACGCUUACUCCUAAAGGGGAUGGCUCCACACAGCACACGAUGGCCACCACAACCCCCAGUGCUGCAGAAGACACAGAACCGAAGGGAGAGGGACCAAACUCAUCCUCCAGAGGCACUGGCCAAUUGCCAGGAAUUUCCCUAGUGCCUCCCCAGGAGUCAAGGACAGAACUGCUGUGUGGAGAGAGUGACUGGCCUGGUGGUUUUGAGUCCCAAGAGAAAGCGGAUGUAGAUGACUUCUCUCCCCCAGCGUCUGCCACUAAGGCCCCUGCUGCCACUGGGCUGAGGAUGGAGAGCUCAGAUGUCCCAGAGGAGUCCCCCGCAAAACUUGAGACCAUGUUCCCACAAGAUCCAGUCCUAAGAUCGUCUGAUAAAGAAAGAGGGGGAGUGGAGGUGCUACCUACGCAUUCAGUCAAGAACUUGGAGUCUCUUGGAGGCCACCAUCCUUCUAAAAGCAACUUGGGGGCUGAGCCUGGAGUUGGAGCGAUCACUGCCGUCCAGGAAAGCUGCCAGCAGAAGGUGGAAAAGCAGCUGCCGCAGGCAGAACGGCCCUCAGACCCACUAGAUUUUGCCACAGCUCCGAGAGAUAGUGACCUCUGGAAGGAGACUCGAGGAGACACCAGAGAUGUUCAAAGCCAACCACAGACAGGGACAUCAGGAACUGGGUCCCAACAGGUUGUCUAUGUGGCAUCAGGUAACCAGCUGGAUGCUAGCUUGCUUGGGAGUACUAAGGCCUCUCCAUUUACUAGAACAGAGGAAACACAUACAGCCUCCAGUCCCGCUGCACAGCCUGCUACUUGGAAUUCUCCCGCUGUAGAGGAGCCCAGCUUGUCUAAGGAGACAGAUUCUGAGGCUGAGAUGCCACUUUCUACAGAUCUGGCCACAGAACAGGUUGAUACGGGGGUGGUGGAACUGAAGCCAGCAUCAGAUCUGGGAAGAACACCAGAAGAACAACCGGAAGGCAGCCUCCGAGGGGCCUUUGCCCCUUUCUUGCAGGGGCAAAAUGAUACAGUCCUAGAAGGGCUGUUGCUACCAACUUUCUCCCAUGGGGCUUCAAAUGAAAGUUCUGGAAAGUCAGUGGGAUCAGGUGAUGGUCCUAAGGCUCCCGAGAAUACUGAAACCAGAGUUGUGGCUCGAGAAGAAAGCAAAUCACUGGGAGACAAGCCUAAGGGACAAGAAGCCAUCAGUGUCCUUGAUGGUAUGGAGUCUGGGAAUCAAGGGGAAGAGAGGUCCCAAGCCUUUCACAGUGAGCUUCAUCUGGAGUCUGACAAAGAUGAGGUUGCAAGGCCACACAGUGACUCUCCCAACUUAGACUCAACACAGCCACCCAGACAGGCGGUUGCUGGCCACAAGGAUGGGCCCCUCUCUGGAUCAGCAGAGGCAGUGAGGCAGGUAGGUGCUGAAUCUCAUAUAACUGGCAUACCCACCCCACUGUACAAACACCAUGAGGAGGACCCCAUCCUGUCCUCAGCAUCGGCUGGAACUGCUGAGCCAUCUCCUCCCCAAGAAGCCACCUGGGCAAGUUCAGGAUCUCAGACCAAAAGCCCCAGCAUGCUUCAGGGCAGUGCAGGAUUGGGAACAACACAGUUACUUCCCGCUUUAGACUCUGAGAAAUCAGGUUUCCUGUCUGUUCCAGCAGUGGAGGAGGAACCCAAAGCUGGGGAGGCGGAGAACAUAUUGGAAAUAAAAAAGAGCCACUCACCCUUGCAGAGGCUGGAGAAGGCCGAACCUGGACAGGAAGUUCAUACCAAUGUGUUACCUCCCCUCAGUGGGAAGAACUCAGUAGUGGGACAUGGACACACUAUGCUUGGUUUGGAUCUAGACUGUCAGGGAAAACUGUCCUGUCCAGAGGACAGCCUCCCACUACCUCCAGAGAACCUGCUCCAGUCAUCCAAACUGGACCCAGAAGCAUCUGUCUUUGCUGUUCUCUGUGAGAAGGCCCAGUCACCUACAAACGUGCAAGGGGCUUGUCCAAGUGGUCCAGGUCCAGGUCUGAAGAAGGGGGGUACAAAUCCUUCCCCAAUCCUAUUACCCACGGAAGGGAAGCCUUGCGUAGGUGCGAGCUUGCCCACUCAUGAAGGAAAGGAGCAGGCUUCAGAACUUCCCCCCAAAGGCAGUCCUUGCAACACUCCAAGUUCAGCACUCGAGGAUACAGAUCUGGGAAAGGCACCAUCAGAGGAAUCAGAACCGCCAACCCCACUGGGACAGAAGCUGCCUGCAUUAGGAGAAAAUGAGCAAGGGGGCGUGGGCAGUGGCGGUCAGCCCUCGGAGAUCCUGCAUCCUGCAGAAGACACUGCUCUUACAGGAAACUUGGGUGGAAAAGAGAGUUGCUGGAUCGGGCAGGGGCAGAGCAAGUCCCAACAGGAGCUGGGUGAUACUUUGAAAGCAGGCAGCCAGCGUGAAGAAGCACGUUGUGGGGACUCAGGUAUUUCUGAAGCAAGUGAUGGACUGCCCCUGCCUCAAGGCUUGGGUAAGACAGAGGUGGCAAGUACAAACACAGUGGAGGCCCCGCCUUGUCCACCUGACUCAGUAGCUCUCCUGGAUACCGCGCACUGUGCUCCGGUCCCAGUGCCUACCAGAGUCACGCCCACCCAGGAUGCCCUAGAGAGUGAGGCCCGUGAUGAGAGUCAGGAAGAGUCGGCCCCACAGCUGGAAAUGGAGCAACUGGCCACCUUCGGUGUAGAAGCACAGGGUCUUCUUGGCAGUUUCCCCAGAGGGGCAGAGCAAGAUGGUAUCGGUGGAUCUGUGGAGGCGAAUGUUGAUGCCCGGGAAGGAGACCCUGGGAUGCAGCAGGCUUCCGAGGGACCAGAUGUGGCUCUGCACAGUGGCUUCUUUCAGACUGAUCAGCACCUCACGUCUGGGAAAGAAGGUUACACCUCCACCCUGACUGAGCCGUGCCAACUUGAACAGCUUGAGCCCAGCUGUGGGGAUUCCUUGGGGCCAGCUGGAGAAUCAGAUAGGAUUCCCGAAAGUACAGUGGACGUUCUGGCACACAGCGCUGUUUCAGAUCCACAGAGGCUCCUGCCGGCUCGACCACCUGAAGAGACUGUGCCUGGCGUCCCUUACCUACAUAUCAAUGGCACUGCAGGGGAGGAUGCAGGAGAUGGUAGCCUGAGACCCGUUUCCUCUGAAGACCCCAGAGCACCUCAUGAACAUUCCUGUCCCACAAAGGAGUUCCCACCUGCUUUGGAAAAUGACACUCCUGGAAAGGUAUCAGCUAUCUCCUUCACCACACUCUUGCAACCAGGGGAAAUCUCUGCAGCCAGGGCUGUUAGUGGUGGCCCUCAAGCUGGAACUACUGAGGGACCAGUGAGUCUCAUGCCCUACUUGGACAGAAUGACAUCCCUGGCCAAAGAUGAGCAGACGACAAGAGAGCUGCAUGUGACUACAGCUCCAGAAGCAAAUACCAGGCCCUCUGAGGUUGCAGCACCCGCUGCCAGUGAGGAUGCAGCAGAAGAGACAGGUGGUCACAGGGAGAGUGCAGUAGAACUUACCCCAGAUCUGAGGGCUGGUGCAUCGGGUAGCGAGGGUGCGAGCUCCAAACAGACCAGCAUAAUUACGGGUCUUCCUGACUUCAGAGAGCACAUCACCAAGAUCUUUGAGCAGUCUGUGCUCGGAGCCCUGGCUGCCGACCGGCCCCAGAGUUUACCUGGUGAAAAGGCAGGAGCAUCAAGGAAUUUUCUGGUUGAGGGACCCGGCAUAUCACCGAACCCAGAGAAGCUUCUAGAUGGGGCUCAAGGAGUGGCUGCUGCCCAUCUCCCUGUACCUCCUGCUGGACUCCAGGUGGAGAAGAAGCAAGAGUCGAUCAUGGAGGCUGAGAUUUCUCAUCUGCUUCCCCAGGAUCCAGCAUCCGAGAAGCUGGGGGUUCUGGCCAAGACAGCCUUGGAGGAGAACCUUCCAGGUGCCAGGGUUGAGGGGGAAGUGACCUGUGACCCAUUGAUGGUGACCAGGGAGAGGCUAGAAGGGACUGGGGAAUUUGACCAGGGAGCUCAGGCUCAUUUGCAGCAGGGAAGAAGCAGGCAGGAGUCAGCAUUGGGCCUUCCCUCCUCUGCAGCUGUUCAGGGGGUACCAGCAGAAAGAGCUCCUGGCUUCCCUGUGGCUCCUCAGAGCCACACAGAAGAGGCUUCUGUUCGAGGGGACAGCAGUCCUUCUGGAAAAGAGAACUUAAAAACACUGGCCAGCGAUAGUCAGCCCAGAGGAGCCGGUACCGGGGCCCCUGUUCACACCAAGUGUUCAAGUAAUCUACAAGGGUCCACCAGUGCCCUGGAGGGCUCUUCUCCUCGCGGAAGUCUUUUGACUGUGCCUGAAUCUAACCGUGAGCCGUGGAUCCCUGCCACACCUGGGGGUGAAAGAAGCCCCAAAGCUGCUGUCAGUACUGCAGAAAUGCAAAAUGUGCUGGCCUACCAGGAUACCCCCAAACCUCUGGCUGGAGAAGUGUUGGAUACUCCUCUGAGGCCUAGCAAAAUGGCGGGAGCUGCUGAGGCAGCAGAAGGUGACAUCACACCAAGCACAGCUGAGACGUGGGCAUGUGUGUCUGGUGACCUCCUUGAAACAGGUACUGCAAGGAUGCUUCCCGCUGUGGCAGGUGACUCAGCACUGCCUGGGAGCUGUCAGGAUCCAGGAUGUGCCAACAGGACUCAGACAAUGGAAGGCACAGCCACCCUUCAAGGGGACAACCAGGCCAGACACCAGCAGGACCAGGAACAACUGGGCCCUCAGCUCCCUGCUCCUGUAGGGCAUGCGAAGACGAGUGUCUCUUCACCUCCAGAGCCCGAUGGAAGCAAAGACGUGAAGCUGGACCUGUUAGCUCCAGAAGAACUCUACACUGGCAGAAAGAGCCCAGGGCCCGGCUCAGCCACCUUACCUUCAAUUCCUGAGGCAUGUGCUCCGCAAGCCUUUUCAGCAGAGGCCGGAGAGUCAGGAGGACCAGAAAGGAGUUCCGACUCGGAGGAAGCCUUUGAGACCCCUGAAUCAACGACCCCUGUCAAAGCACCGCCAGCCCCACCCCCACCACCCCCCGAAGUCACCCCAGAGCCUGAGGUCAGCACUCCACCAGCCCCAGAAGAACCAGGAUGCAGUUCUGAGCCGCCUGUGGUUCCCGAUGGCCCUCGCAGCGAGUCCGUGGAAGGAAGCCCUUUCCGUCCUCCGCACUCCUCCUCGGCGGUGUUCGAUGAAGACAAGCCGAUAGCCAGCAGCGGAACUUACAACUUAGACUUCGACAGCAUCGAGCUGGUGGACAACUUUCAGAGCCUGGAGCCAUGCUCUGCCGACUACAAGGGUCAGGAGUGUAAGGUGAGCACGCGGAGGAAAUCCACCGAAUCCGUGCCCCCUUCCAAGUCCACGCUGUCCCGCUCGCUCAGCCUGCAAGCCAGCGAUUUUGACGGUGCUUCCUGCCCGGGCAGCCCCGAAGCUGGGGCCCUUGCCACAGAUGUGUGUGGUACUGGAUCCAACAGUGCGUCCAGCACCCUUAAGAGAACUAAAAAAACACGGCCGCCUUCCUUGAAAAAGAAGCAGGCCGCUAAGAAACCCACAGACACCCCUCCAGUGAAGGAGACCCAGCAGGAGCCAGGUGAAGAGAGUCCAGUCCCCAGUGAGGAACACCUUGCGCCAGAGACAAAGACGGAGCCGGCCACACCCGAGAGCACUGGGUGUACCUUGUCAGAAGAGACACCCCUGGAGCCCACCCCUGUGCCCACAGCCACCUGUCCUUUGACUUUGGAGAGGGCAGAAGAAGACGUCAACCCUCCGGUUUCUGGAGGUGGCAGAGUGCAGAACUCACCCCCUGUGGGGAGGAAAUCAGUGCCUCUUACCACAGCCCCUGAGGCAGUGGAGGUGACCCUAUCAGAAAGUGGGGGGCAGGGGGACUUCCCUGCCAAAGGACUCUCAGUGAGGCUGGAGUUUGACUACUCUGAGGACAAGAGUAACUGGGACAGUCAGCAGGAAAACGCCCCUCCCACCAAAAAGAUAGGCAAGAAGCCAGCUGCCAAAAUGCCCCUAAGGAGGCCAAAGAUGAAAAAGACCCCUGAGAAACUUGACAACACUCCUGCCUCACCUCCAAGGUCCCCUACUGAACCCAAUGACAUCCCUAUUGCGAAAGGUACCUACACCUUUGAUAUAGACAAGUGGGAUGACCCCAACUUUAACCCUUUCUCCUCCACCUCAAAAAUGCAAGACUCUCCCAAACUACCCCAACAGUCGUACAACUUUGACCCUGAUGCCUGUGAAGAGUCCCUUGACCCCUUUAAGACAUCCUCUAAGACCCCCAGCUCACCUUCUAAAUCCCCAGCCUCUUUUGAGAUCCCAGCCAGCACCGCUGAAGUGGACGGGGAUGGGUUGAAUAAGCCCGCCAAGAAGAAGAAGACGCCCCUGAAGACGAUGGUUGAAGAUGUGAUGUCUGUGUGUUCUCUGUUUGACACUUUUAGGGUGAAGAAGUCACCAAAGAGGUCCCCUCUGUCUGAUCCGCCUUCUCAGGACUCCACUCCAGCUGCCACGCCGGAAGCAGCCCCAGCAAUCUCUGCGGUGGUCCAUGCCACAGACGAGGAGAAACUGGCCGUCACCAGCCAGAAGUGGACGUGUAUGACAGUGGACUUGGAUGCUGACAAACAGGACUUCCCACAGCCCUCGGAUCUGUCUAACUUUGUAAAUGAGACCAAAUUCAAUUCGCCCUCGGAGGGUAAGCAACUCGGUGGCCAGCCCGACCCACACCUUGCCUUGGAGAAUACUGUCGCUAGGGGGCAGAGAGCCAGGAAAGAUACUUGCCAGCCAGAACUGGACUACAGAAACUCCUAUGAAAUCGAAUACAUGGAAAAGCUUGGCUCCUCCUUACCCCAGGAAGAUGACACUCCGAAGAAGCAGGCUUUGUACCUUAUGUUUGACACUUCGCAGGAGAGCCCCGUCAAGUCUCCUCCGGUCCGGAUGUCGGAUUCCCCAACUCCAUGUUCGGGGUCAAGUUUUGAGGAGACUGAAGCCCUUGUGAACGCUGCAACAAAACUCCAGCAUCCUGUCACACGAGGCCUGGUCUCCAACCAGGAGCCUCUCUUGCAGGUGCCAGAGAAAUCCUCCCAGAAGGAGCUGGAAGCCAUGGCCUUGGGCACCCCCACAGAGGCCAUUGAGAUUACAGCUCCGGAGGGUGCCUUUGCGUCUGCAGAUGCCCUCCUCAGCAGGCUGGCCCAUCCUGCCUCUCUCUGUGGUGCACUUGACUAUCUGGAGCCUGACUUAGCAGAAAAGAACCCCCCAGUAUUUGCUCAGAAACUUCAGGAGGAGUUAGAGUUUGCCAUCAUGCGAAUAGAAGCCCUGAAGCUGGCCAGGCAGAUCGCCCUGGCUUCCCGCAGCCGCCAGGACGCCAAGAGGGAAGCUGCUCACCCACCGGAUGUCUCCAUCUCCAAAACUGCCUUGUACUCUCGCAUCGGGCCCACCGAGGUGGAAAAACCUCCGGGCCUUCUGUUCCAGCAGCCAGACCUGGACUCUGCACUCCAAGUUGCCAGAGCAGAGGUUAUCUCCAAGGAGAGAGAAGUCUCCGAGUGGAGGGACAAAUAUGAAGAAAGCAGGCGGGAAGUGAUGGAAAUGAGGAAAAUCGUGGCUGAAUAUGAGAAGACCAUCGCACAGAUGAUCGGCAAGCCCGAGGAUGAACAGAGAGAGAAAUCGGUCUCCCACCAAACUGUGCAGCAGCUGGUCCUCGAGAAGGAGCAAGCCCUGGCUGACCUGAACUCUGUGGAAAAGUCUCUGGCUGACCUCUUCAGGAGAUACGAGAAGAUGAAGGAGGUCCUGGAAGGCUUCCGCAAGAAUGAAGAGGUGCUGAAGAAAUGCGCACAGGAGUAUCUAUCCCGAGUGAAGAAAGAAGAGCAGAGGUACCAGGCCCUGAAGGUGCACGCGGAGGAGAAGCUGGACAGGGCCAAUGCAGAGAUUGCCCAGGUUCGAGGCAAAGCCCAGCAAGAACAAGCAGCCUACCAGGCCAGCCUGCGGAAGGAGCAGCUGCGAGUGGACGCGUUAGAAAGGACGCUGGAGCAGAAGAACAAAGAGAUAGAAGAACUCACCAAGAUUUGUGACGAACUGAUUGCCAAAAUGGGGAAAAGCUAACUUGGAACCAAGUGCUUGGACUUGGCCGUUGCGUGCAAUACGACCGUCGGCACACUGUCGCCCUUCCGAUUCCGUGGACAGGCUCUCUUCUCACUUUAUAUGCACUACUGUGUUCCUUUCUAAGUAAGGUUGGUUUGACCGUAUGCAGUGCCGAGACCUACCGGGAUUCCUUGCUAUCUGUUUGCAUUUUCUAGUAUAAUUCAUAGCAAGUUGACCUCAGAGUUCCUGUAUCAGGGAGAGUGUCAGAUUCUCUUAUAAAAAAGACAAAUUGCUGACCUUGGCCUUGUCCUUUGGUGAGCAGCAUCUGAUGUGACAUGAACAUAUGCAGCCUGCAUAGGGACUCUUGCCUUAAAGAGUGUACAAUUGAUCCACAUUUGCUGGUUGGUUUUUUUGUUUUUUUUUUUUUAAAAAAAAAUGCAUGUUUCAAAUAAAAUUCUCUAUUGUAAAUAAAUUUUUUUCUUUGAGUCUUA